AUGGCGACAAGUGCGAGCCAUCGGCAGAUUGCUGCUGGCGAUGUAGUGAUUGUGUUUGCGUCUCGCGAUCGGACACCCACGCCGCUGGUCGUCACUCCUGGUUCUCAAUUGGUCAACAUGUUUGGCGCAUUUUCUCAUGACGACAUGAUCGGCAAAGUGUAUGGCAGCAAACUUCAUUCCGUCAACAAGAAAGGGUUCGUGUACUUACUACGUCCUUCCCCAGAGCUUUGGACAAUCUCGCUGCCACACAGGACACAGAUUUUGUACGCACCGGACAUGGCCUUUGUCGCCAUGAAGCUCAAUUUGUCGCCGGGCGCUUGCGUGGUCGAGGCAGGCACAGGAAGCGGCAGCUUUACACAUUUCCUCGCUCGCACCGUGGGACGUGGCCCACCCGCAUCGAAUGGUGCUGGGCAGACGCAUGCGGCGUGGCCUACGCAACGCGCCCCGUCAGAAGUGCCUAGGCAUCGUACGGACGCGCCCUACGAUGGCCGCGUCUACUCGUUUGAGUUCCAUGCCGAGCGUGUGGAAAAGGCCCGCGCCGAGUUCACAGCGCAUGGUCUUGACACCACCGUCGUUCUGCAUCAUCGCAACGUGUGCAAAGCUGGCUUUGGGCUGACGCACGAAGCGGAUGCUGUUUUCCUGGACUUGCCAGCCCCUUGGGAAGCUGUGACGUUUGCCAAAGAUGCACUUCGACGUGACGUCAUGACGCGCAUUUGCUGUUUCUCGCCCUGCAUUGAGCAGGUGCUGCGUACUGUGACAGCCCUCUCGGACGCCGGGUAUACGGACAUUGCGACGUACGAGAGCUUGGUGCGAACGCAUGAAUCACUGACGAAUGUGGCGCCCCUUGAAUCGAUUGGCGAUGUGGUGGCGCGUAUCCGCCAAACGGAGGCGAAACGCGAGAGCCGUCGUACGAUUCAGAUGGCUCAGUCCAAACUGGAACGCGAGCGUCGUCAAGCGGAGAAGGCCGCUGCCGAAGGUGCUAGUACGGUGGAUGCUACCGGCCCUGUUUCGGACUCUCACUCGCACAAACGCAAAGCGGAAGAGGACACGGGCGAGGCCCCCGCGAAGAAGCCUGCGAAGGCCGACACUGACAUUGACGUGGCGUCUCGUCCCCAUGAAACCGACCCGCCUGCCGAAAUGCUGUACAGCCAAGGCUUCCGUCAAAAAGUGGAACGACGUUCUGUCAUGCUGGCAAACGUGUACUCACGGCCGUUCCCUCAAAUGCGUGGUCAUACAAGCUAUCUUACGUUUGCGACGCUCUUGCCUCGUUCUAUGUAG
This is a messenger RNA of Malassezia pachydermatis, 1278 nucleotides long. RefSeq names its product gcd14-translational repressor of gcn4. Gene Ontology annotation, cellular component: nucleus; tRNA (m1A) methyltransferase complex. Gene Ontology annotation, biological process: tRNA methylation. NCBI's taxonomy places the organism in Eukaryota, Fungi, Basidiomycota, Malasseziomycetes, Malasseziales, Malasseziaceae. The coding region runs from base 1 to 1278 and encodes 425 amino acids. The record is from RefSeq and is a predicted model, not a curated record. The transcript has 3 exons.